This is a messenger RNA of Phytophthora infestans T30-4, 1314 nucleotides long. RefSeq lists its product as uncharacterized. NCBI's taxonomy places the organism in Eukaryota, Oomycota, Peronosporomycetes, Peronosporales, Peronosporaceae. The coding region runs from base 37 to 1239 and encodes 400 amino acids. The record is from RefSeq and is a predicted model, not a curated record. The transcript has 6 exons.
CACGCUCGACUAUUUACCCACCGCGAGAAGGUCGACAUGAGCCGCAGCCGCUCGUCCAUAAGCCACCGCUCGUCCAUCAGCAGCAGUGUAGCAGGAGCACCUACGGCAUUGCGUAACGACGCCAUAUUGUACCUGACGAUUCUGUCGGGACGCGACCUCAAGAGGGUGCAGACCCUGGGCGAGCAGGACCCCUACUGCAGUGUGUACCUGACGACAGGAGGGAAAGAGCAGGAGAAAGCAGCGUUUAAGACGGACACGCACGACAAUGGAGGAACGCAGCCGAUGUGGAACGCUAAGGGCCACAUUUUGAUCCCAGACAUCUCGUCGGACAUUGUGCGGCUCCGUAUCAAGAACAACAACUGGGGAAAGAACACGGUGAUCGGAGAGAUCGCGUUGGCGAUGCGAGAUUUGUCCCGUGGACGAUCCAUGGAGAAAGAGUUUGCGCUGACCCCCACGGGCUAUCUGAAGGUGCUGAUGUAUCUAUCACUGGGUCAUGAAAACCCGACAUCGCAGCCUCGAGUCAAGUUUGGCGAGUACCCGCAUCACUUCAUUGCCGGGAAAACCAAACUCUACUUAGGUCUCAUUUCGGGUAGCAAGCUGCGCGAUAUCCAGUCAUUCGGCACGCAAGACCCGUUCUGCGAGGUGUACGUAGGUCGUUGCCGCAUACCUUCUGCAAAGGACCUCGUGUAUAGGACGAAAACCCAUGACAAUGGAGGGAAGAACCCGAGCUGGAUUGAGGGUAUUACGGUUGGUGUGAGAUGCAUAGAGCACGAUUUCCUUGUGAUUCGAGUCAUGAAUGACAACACUGUCAAGAAUACGCUUAUCGGAGAGCUGUGCUUGAAGGUAGAGAUGCUGAUUGGUCGCAACUUCGAGGACAAGAGUUACCCCAUCGAAGCCGACGACACCAUCGUGGGCCAAGUGCGGCUUCAACUAGCUUUGUUUAACGACGAGAUCAUGGAUGAGGACGAGAUCCGCGACUGCGAUGUGGACGGCUGCUCGUGUGCUUCAACGCACCCUGUUCGUGCCACAAAGGUCGGCGAUGUGCUGAUCAAUGGCAUUUCUCCCGAAGGAGUGCAGUACCUAGAGGCAGGCACCGCCGUGCACACGGGCUGCGAGCUGGCUGGCGACUACGUGUUGGACAAGGACGUGUACGAAGGAGACGGCUGGGAAGGCGAGGAACUCGACACUCGCCGACUGGAGCAACUUGACAGCGAUGAGUGGGAAGGCGACGAAUUGUAGUGAUGGCUACAGUAGACAGUGCUAAUAAAAUGCCUGACAACCAAGGUGGAAAUGGCUACACUUUUUGAUGUCGUU